AUGUCCCUGUAUGACGACCUGGGAGUGGAGACCAGUGACUAGAAAACAGAAGGCUGGUCCAAAAACUUCACACUUCUGCUCCAGCUUCAGGUGAAGAGGGCAGCUCUCACUCAGGCAAAGAGCCAGAGGACAAAACAAAGUACAGUCCUCGCCCCAGUCAUCGACCUAAAGCGAGGUGGCUCUUCAGACGACCGGCAGAUCGUGGACACCCCGCCGCACGUAGCCGCCGGCCUGAAGGAUCCUGUUCCCAGUGGAUUUUCUGCAGGAGAAGUUCUGAUUCCUUUAGCUGAUGAAUAUGAUCCUAUGUUUCCUAAUGAUUAUGAGAAAGUAGUGAAGCGCCAAAGAGAAGAACGACAGAGACAGCGGGAGCUGGAAAGACAAAAAGAAAUAGAAGAGAGAGAAAAGAGGCGUAAAGACAGACAUGAAGCUAGUGGGUUUUCAAGGCGAACAGAUCCAGAUUCUGAUGAAGAUGAAGAUUAUGAGCGAGAGAGGAGGAAAAGAAGUAUGGGCGGAGCUGCCAUCACACCACCCACUUCUCUUGUAGAGAAAGACAAAGAGUUACCCCGAGAUUUUCCAUAUGAAGAGGAUUCAAGACCUCGCUCACAGUCUUCCAAAGCUGCUAUCCCUCCCCCGGUGUACGAGGAGCAAGACAAACCCCGAUCUCCGACUGGACCUGGCAACUCCUUCCUUGCCAACAUGGGUGGCACAGUAGCACAUAAAAUCAUGCAGAAGUAUGGCUUCCGGGAAGGCCAGGGUCUUGGGAAGCACGAGCAAGGGCUGAGCACAGUGUUGUUGGUGGAGAAGACAAGCAAGCGAGGCGGCAAGAUCAUUGUGGGCGACGCCACGGAGAAAGAUGCAGCCAAGAAGUCGGAUUCAAAUCCACUGACUGAAAUACUGAAGUGUCCUACUAAAGUGGUCCUACUAAGGAACAUGGUUGGUGCAGGAGAGGUAGAUGAAGACUUGGAAGUUGAAACCAAGGAAGAAUGUGAAAAAUAUGGCAAAGUUGGAAAAUGUGUGAUAUUUGAAAUUCUUGGUGCCCCUGAUGAUGAAGCAGUACGAAUAUUUUUAGAAUUUGAAAGAGUUGAAUCAGCAAUUAAAGCUGUUGUUGAUCUGAACGGGAGGUAUUUUGGUGGACGGGUGGUAAAAGCAUGUUUCUACAAUUUGGAUAAAUUCAGGGUCUUGGAUUUGGCGGAACAAGUUUGAUUUUAAGAACUAGAGCACAAGUCAUCUCCAGUGACCCCUAAGUGAGCUGCAAGCUGAGCA
This is a messenger RNA of Equus quagga, 1263 nucleotides long. Its product is annotated as splicing factor 45-like. Gene Ontology annotation, biological process: mRNA cis splicing, via spliceosome; alternative mRNA splicing, via spliceosome. Lineage: Eukaryota; Metazoa; Chordata; Mammalia; Perissodactyla; Equidae. Gene Ontology annotation, cellular component: precatalytic spliceosome. The record is from RefSeq and is a predicted model, not a curated record. Gene Ontology annotation, molecular function: RNA binding.